Sus scrofa (pig) is the source of this 2399-nucleotide messenger RNA. RefSeq names its product prolyl 4-hydroxylase subunit beta (gene P4HB). Gene Ontology annotation, molecular function: protein disulfide isomerase activity. The record is from RefSeq and is a predicted model, not a curated record. Gene Ontology annotation, biological process: response to endoplasmic reticulum stress; protein folding. Gene Ontology annotation, cellular component: external side of plasma membrane; endoplasmic reticulum. NCBI's taxonomy places the organism in Eukaryota, Metazoa, Chordata, Mammalia, Artiodactyla, Suidae.
GGCGCGCGCUCUCGUGGCCUGCUGUCCGGCGGCGCCAACCGAAGCGCCGCGCCCGUGCCGACAUGCUGCGCCGCGCUCUGCUCUGCCUGGCCCUGGCCGCGCUCGCGGGCGCCGGCGCCCCCGACGAGGAGGACCACGUCCUGGUGCUCAACAAGGGCAACUUCGACGAGGCGCUGGCAGCCCACAAGUACCUGCUCGUGGAGUUCUACGCCCCGUGGUGUGGCCACUGCAAGGCUCUGGCCCCGGAGUAUGCCAAAGCGGCUGCCAAGCUGAGGGCGGAAGGUUCCGAGAUCAGACUGGCCAAGGUGGACGCCACUGAAGAGUCGGACCUGGCCCAGCAGUAUGGCGUCCGGGGCUACCCUACCAUCAAGUUCUUCAAGGACGGAGACACGGCUUCCCCCAGGGAGUACACAGCUGGCAGAGAAGCCGACGACAUCGUGAACUGGCUGAAGAAGCGCACGGGCCCCGCCGCCACCACCCUUGCCGACGGGGCUGCUGCGGAAGCCUUGGUGGAGUCCAGCGAGGUGGCCGUCAUCGGCUUCUUCAAGGACGUGGAGUCGGCCGCGGCCAAGCAGUUCUUGCUGGCCGCAGAGGCUACAGACGACAUCCCCUUUGGGGUCACAUCCAACAGCGACGUGUUCUCCAAGUACCAGCUGGACAAGGACGGGGUCGUUCUCUUCAAGAAGUUCGACGAAGGCCGGAACGACUUCGAGGGCGAGGUCACCAAGGAGAAGCUGCUGGACUUCAUCAGGCACAACCAGCUGCCCCUGGUCAUCGAGUUCACCGAGCAGACAGCCCCCAAGGUCUUCGGGGGCGAGGUCAAGACGCACAUCCUGCUGUUCCUGCCCAAGAGCGCGUCCGACCACGCGAGCAAGCUGAGCAGCUUCAGGGAGGCCGCCGAGGGCUUCAAGGGCAAGAUCCUGUUCAUCUUCAUCGACAGCGACCACUCGGACAACCAGCGCAUCCUGGAGUUCUUCGGCCUCAAGAGGGAGGAGUGCCCGGCCGUGCGGCUCAUCACGCUGGAGGAGGAGAUGACCAAGUACAAGCCCGAGUCGGCCGAGCUGACGGCGGAGGCCAUCCGCACCUUCUGCCAGCGCUUCCUGGAGGGCAAGAUCAAGCCGCACCUGAUGAGCCAGGAGCUGCCGGACGACUGGGACAAGCAGCCCGUCAAGGUGCUGGUCGGGAAGAACUUCGAGGAGGUGGCCUUCGACGCGCGCAAGAACGUCUUCGUGGAGUUCUACGCCCCGUGGUGCGGCCACUGCAAACAGCUGGCCCCCGUCUGGGAUCAGUUGGGUGAGGCCUACAAGGACCACGAGGACAUUGUCAUCGCCAAGAUGGACUCCACGGCCAACGAGGUGGAGGCGGUGAAGGUGCACAGCUUCCCCACGCUCAAGUUCUUCCCCGCCGGCGCCGGCAGGACGGUCAUCGACUACAACGGGGAGCGGACGCUGGACGGUUUCAAGAAGUUCCUGGAGAGCGGCGGCCAGGAAGGGGCGGGCGGUGACGACGACCUGGAAGAUCUGGAAGAAGCGGAGGAGCCGGAUCUGGAGGAGGACGCCGACCAAAAAGCUGUGAGAGACGAGCUGUGACGCGGCCGACCAGGCCCGGGCGCCCGCACCGGCCCCUCCCGGCGGGCUGCGCAGCCUCCGGCCGCCGCGGCCCCUCCCGGAGAGGGCGCACUGAUCGGAAAUGCAGGGGACUCUGCUGAGGCCACACGCGCUCUACCCCACGUGGAAACCUAAGCCCGUCUUCCUUCGCUUUUCAACUUUCGGAAAGGGGUUUAUCUCCGGACCAGCCCAGCCCAUCUUCAGCUCGGUGGGCCUAUUUUUAAUUGUGAUGUACCUUUUCGUACAUGGCUUUGUCCAGAGUGCUCCCUGAAUGUUUUAGGAUCUCACGCUGGCCACGUCUCAUCCUAUUGGGUUUAUAUUGUCACUUGCAGAAUUCCGUCGGUGGGAUUUUUAGACAUUUUGGGGACAUCAGGGGGGUGGUCCAGCUUGGCGAGGCCUCUCUGGAGACUCCUGUCCCCUGUGUGGGGCGGGACCAGGCCGGGCUGGACGGUCCCUCACUUCACGUGGUGUCACCAUGGCAGAGCGUGGCUCCCGCAUCCUUUGGUUCAACGGAAACUUGAGGUCUCCGUCACAAGGGCCCCCCCCGCCGCCGUGACUGGAGGGGGCCGCUGGGCCCGGACAGGCCCAGCGGCCCCCUCCCUCCCCAAGCCAGGGUCUUCAUGGCUCAGUGACCUCCAGGUGGCCUGAGGCCUGCACCAGCGGAACGCUGACCUUCUGUCUCAGGCUGGGAGGCGGCCGAGGCUACCUGAGCUGAACUGCACGCUCUUGAGGCGUUUCUACCCCGAUGUUGGAAUUGGACACAUUGGCCAAAUAAAAUUGAAAUAUUCUGCC